This is a messenger RNA of Coniophora puteana RWD-64-598 SS2, 348 nucleotides long. RefSeq lists its product as uncharacterized. The annotation marks the transcript as partial. The record is from RefSeq and is a predicted model, not a curated record. Lineage: Eukaryota; Fungi; Basidiomycota; Agaricomycetes; Boletales; Coniophoraceae. The transcript has 2 exons.
AUGACGGGAAUAGUGCGAUUUGACGAUGUCAAGAUAACACCUAAUGUGUCCGUUGGAUUAGCAAGCAAGCGCUUUUACAUUCUCCCCGUCCCUUUUAUACCCACUGUUGUUCCUUCGUGCGAAUUGAUGCUGCCAAUGCUUUCUUUCCCUCUUCUCUGGUGCAGUUCGCAAGCUAUGGGCCCUGAUAGCGGCACUGGCCGGAAAGGGGUGGGGCCGGCGGUGGGGAAAGUUCCCAAAUCCACUGGUGGCAAGGGCCGGCAAGCGGUUGGGCGUGUGGUGGAGAAGGGAAAGAAGGAAGUCAAGCGGAUGUACGAAGCCGUCACCAAAAAGCGUGGAAGGACCAAGACA